AGUAGUUUGUAUUGUAAAUAUGUUAAGAGAUUCCUUAUCUUAUAGUUCAGUGUAACUUUAAAUGGGACAUAAUUUGCAAAAUAUGAGACAAUUAAGCUGAACAACUGUUGAAGAAUACAUACAAGAUAUUAUGAGGACAGAAAUAAUCACAUUUUCGCUGGUGUGUCUGGUUGGGUGUGUGUACAGUGCAGCACACACGACAAAAUAUCCACGGACAACGAUACCUUACUAUGCACAUUCCGAAUCAAGCCAGAUCCGUUUCGCAUACGAUCAGGUUUUGCACCAACUGAUUGCUAUCACCGGAAGCACGUGCUUUUUGGCGCCAUUAAAUCGCGAUGAACGCGAUCAUAUACACUCAUCUACAGGAAUGACGGAACUAGAGGAGAAAAUGAUGAAAGACUGGAUCGGAAAACUUGCUGAAACAAAGAUCUACCAUGACGACACUCAUUUACCGGAAACAACCCUACACUGGUGCGCGCGCAGAGACAUCUAUCUCUUAGAAAGAAACAUGAAUGUUAUGACGUCACCACACUCAGUACUUGGAUAGGAACAUGUUCUUUUAAAUUGGACUUUGAAGUUCGUUUUAAAAACAACAUGUACUUAUAAAUAAAUAAAUCGCAUCGAAAAAG
Molecule: messenger RNA, 629 nt
Organism: Ruditapes philippinarum (Manila clam)
Lineage: Eukaryota; Metazoa; Mollusca; Bivalvia; Venerida; Veneridae
Exons: 4
Coding region: 131-547 (138 amino acids)
Source: RefSeq, a predicted model, not a curated record